Messenger RNA from Saprolegnia parasitica CBS 223.65, 1047 nucleotides. RefSeq lists its product as hypothetical. Lineage: Eukaryota; Oomycota; Saprolegniomycetes; Saprolegniales; Saprolegniaceae. The coding region runs from base 26 to 997 and encodes 323 amino acids. The record is from RefSeq and is a predicted model, not a curated record. The transcript is spliced from 5 exons.
CCCGGCUAAGGAAGCAGUUGACAAGAUGGCGGCUGGCAACGUCGAGGCCGUCGACGACGCGAUCCUGCAUCGCCGCGCGCGCAAGCGCAAGAACUCGCGCGCGUGGCGCAUCAAGCACAAGGACGCGGUGCAGUCGCUGCGCCAGACCGCCGACCUCCUCGAGCGGCAGGUCGCCGACAUGCGCAUGGUGGCGACGACGAGCAAUGCGUCGAGCCUCGCGCAGCGCUACGAGACCAUCGUCAAGGUCAAGCACGGCCUCAUCCAGCAAAACGCGCUGCUCCAACAAGCCCUCGAGCGUCGCAGCGCCCUCUACACACGCUCAAUCACGGCGCUCAUGGAGAUGGACGUGGACAACUCGCGCAUCUACGACGACCUCUUCCUGUACACGGUGCUGCAGGCGACGCAGCGCGACGUCGAUAGCAACAUACCCAGCGCGUUCGGGCACUCGCCGACGCCGCCGCAGGUCGUGCGCGGCUGGCUCGCCAACAUGGGCCAAGUCGACCAAAAUACGUACUACGACGUCCGCAAAGUGCUCGGCGCGAACGCCAUGACGAGCCUCCGCGACGUCGGCGACUACCACUGGCGCGUCCGGAACGACAAGGCGGCGUACAUGCGCCUUCAAAACAUUGCGCAGGAUUUCCAGAUCUUGCGCCAGUCGCAGUCGCUCAGCGUCUCUCGGAGCGUGCUGCAGAUCGGCCCCAACCUCGUCGUGCGCAUCAUGGUGCAGUACCAAGUGCAGCUCUCGAACGGCUUUGACUAUUGCUUUAUCAAUUUGACACCGGACCUCAACUCGCUCACGACCACGAUGCGAGUGCGGCUCGAGGUUGUCGAUGGCCACGUCGUCGUCUCCGCGACGGGCAAAGCCCAAGGUCCGCACGGACCCGCGCCCCAGUAUACCAUGUCGUACGUCAUCUCGGAAAUGUUGCACUGGGAAGAUCUUCUGCGGUCCUCUGGCUCUGUCGUGUGGCACGACGACGUCAAGCUCGAGGCGCCGUAGCCAGCAUUAUCUAACGUUAUUUGAAUCCCCUCCUCGUUGUCGUCUCGCGU